AUGCGAAUCGCUAUCGUGGGCGCUGGGCCCGUCGGCCUCACUCUCGCCCGGCUCCUUCUUAACAAACCCAACAUCGACGUUGUGGUCUUUGAGUCCGAGAAAUCUCGAGAAGCACGCGGACAAGGCGGGUCGCUCGAUCUGCAUCCCGAUACUGGGCUCGCCGCCGUGAAAGAAGCAGGCCUAUGGGAUGAAUUCCAGAAGAGAGUCCGUUACGACGGGGAGGCGUUGACCGUCUGCGACAAAAAGCUCACCAAGUACUUCGUCCUCUCCGGGGAAACCGAAGGCUCCUCCCACGGUCGUCCAGAGAUAGACCGCAGAUCUCUCCGUGACAUGCUUCUCGACUCCGUGCCUCCCGAGGUGAUCCGAUGGGGCAAUCAUCUGCGCUCAAUUGACGAAGAUCGCAACUUGAUCUUCGACCAAGGCACUGAGUCUGGGUUUGACUUGGUCGUCGGCGCGGACGGCGCCUGGAGCAAGAUCCGCAAAUUGGUCUCAGAUCAAACGCCACAGUACUCUGGCAUGGGCGGUUUCAGAUUAACGAUUCCCAAUGCCAAAGAAACUGCCCCGGACAGCUACAAACUCACCAAUCGAGGAUCGAUCUUCUCGUACUCUGAUGGAAGUAGUAUCAUGAGCCAACAGCUUGGCGAUGGCAGUCUGAAUGUCGCUGUUUGGAGCACCCUCCCAGAAGACGACUGGAUGGAGAAGCUCCCUUUUGAUGUCCACGACUUGGAAGCCGUAAAAAAACAUCUCACUGAUAAAUUACAUGAUUGGCAUCCAGAGCUGCUCAACAUCAUCCGCCAUGCCCAAGAUCCGGAGGCUCGCUCACUCUACAUGCUCCCUGUCGGCUGGCGGUGGGAGAACCGUCCCGGCGUGACUUUGGUUGGCGAUGCAGCGCAUGUCAUGACACCCUUUGCCGGCGAGGGUGUUAAUUUGGGGAUGCAGGAUGCGCUGAUGCUGUCUCGAGCCAUUAUCACGGCCGCCGGCUCCCCUGAGCCCGCCACUCAACUUCCAGCACAGAUCAAGACCUUUGAGGAGGACUUGUUUGUCCGGGCAGAGCGCACGGCUAGUCUGACGAACGAUUCGUUGACCUGGCUAUUCUUCACUGAUGGCUCUCCGCGGACCAUCAUUGACAAGUGGGCUUUGCGCGUCAUAACUUUCCACGACAAGACUCUUCUCGACCGGGUCCGGAAACCGCUGCUGGCUGCCUCCCUGAAAACUUACUUUUUUCUGUUCAAGCUGUAUCAUGCCGGUUGA
Penicillium lagena is the source of this 1251-nucleotide messenger RNA. Its product is annotated as FAD-dependent oxidoreductase. The transcript has a single exon. The record is from RefSeq and is a predicted model, not a curated record. NCBI's taxonomy places the organism in Eukaryota, Fungi, Ascomycota, Eurotiomycetes, Eurotiales, Aspergillaceae. Gene Ontology annotation, molecular function: FAD binding. The coding region runs from base 1 to 1251 and encodes 416 amino acids.